Messenger RNA from Mesocricetus auratus (golden hamster), 4058 nucleotides. It is a transcript of the gene Prrt1b, whose product is annotated as proline rich transmembrane protein 1B. Lineage: Eukaryota; Metazoa; Chordata; Mammalia; Rodentia; Cricetidae. Gene Ontology annotation, cellular component: membrane. The coding region runs from base 122 to 880 and encodes 252 amino acids. The record is from RefSeq and is a predicted model, not a curated record. The transcript is spliced from 4 exons.
UUAUUAACCUGUGGCGCAGUGGGCACCAGGAAACCCGAGCCGGCACCGUCAACCGAGUGGGGCGGACCCAGGCUCGAGGCCGGGAACAGCACAGCCAGCGCGCACCCACGCGGAUCCGGCCAUGGAGGCAGGUUCCAAUGCCAAGGGGGACGACAGCCCUGCAGCCCCGGGGGACCCUCCAGCCGCCGAGGACACAUGCAGCCCCUCGCAGCCGUCACUCCCGCAGCUCCCGCGCCGCCCGCAGCUGCUAGAUGAAGACGCGAGGUCGGAUGGGGACCAGGUCGCUGCCGCCGCAGAGGGCAGCGAGCCGGCCCGGGGGAAUGCAGAACCCACUUCUACCUUGGGCGAGGCGGGACCCGGGCCCAAGGCUACCGGCGGCACCGUGCCGCCCAUCGGCUUCGUGGGCGAGCCCCCACCCUAUGCGCCGCCUGACCCUAAGGCGGUGGCGCUGCUCUACCCGCCCUUCCCGCAGGUGCCGGUGCUGUUCCAGCCCGCGCCAGGGCCCGCCGCACUGUACCCGCCACCGCCUGGCUCGCUCUUCCCACCGGCAGCCACCGCCACCGGAGCUUCCUUCCCCUUCCCCGCGUAUGGCAGCCCCGUGGCCGGUGGGCCUGCCCCCACGCAGGUGGAACACAGGCCUCUGCCCAAGGACUUCAUGAUGGAGUCAGUGCUGGCGACCCUGUUCUGUUGCCUGCUCACAGGACUCAUUGCCAUCGUCUACUCCCAUGAGACUCGAGCAGCCCUGGGCAGGGGUGACCUGGCACAGGCAGAGGAGGCUUCGAGGAAGGCCCGCUCACUCGUGCUCUUCAGCCUGCUCUUUGGAGUGUUCGUGUCGACCAGCUGGGUCAUCUAUGUGGUGGUGGCCCUCUACCUCCCCUGAGGCCCAGGCCUUGCCGGCCAGGCUGAGCCCCAUCUGUAACUAGUUGGUGUUCACAAAGGGCAAAGGGGAAAUGGUCCAUCAAGGCUUUGAGCGGGAUCCUAACCUGAGGGACAAAGGCCUAGAAGUCUUCCUGGGAUGCCUGCCUUCACCUUCACUGCUGGAGAACACUGAAGACUAAAGUCCUCACUGUCUGUCUUCAGAGCCUUCCAGAGGACAUGACCACCUCCAGCCCAGCUCAGGGAUACGGCUCUAGUCAGUGCAUGCUCCUCUGGGAGAGUGGAGAGGAGAGUUCACUGCCCUUCUCUCCCUGGGAGUUCCUGCCUGGUGCUGUCCCUGUGGGGAGGGAUCAGGACUGCUGUGGCCAGUCAACAAGGACAGACCUGCCUGUCACCACUUCAGAGGACACUGCUGCUUUCUGGCUUCCAUCUGUGUGCAGCUGAGUCCCCAGGUCCAUUGCCUGCCCUUCUGAGCUCACUGCCAUUGAGUCACUUACACAGGACGCCUCCUUUCCGGGAUCCACUUCUCUGUGAGCAUGUCUCUUCGUUUCCGCCUCUGACUUCUGCUGGCUACCUGUCCGAGGUGGCUUUUAGCUUCUGCCUUCCCUGCCCCAGCUCCCUGCUCGUUCUCUUCCUAGGUCAGCUCAGGGCUUGAGGGUGUGUCUCAGCUGGUAGAGGACAUGCACGCAGCCCCCUGCUCCAUCCCCAGCACUACAUAAAUGGGGGAUGGCGGCGCACAUCUGCAAUUCUGGAAUGUGAGCAUCCUUGGCUACACUGAGAGCUGGAGGCAAGCCUGGGCUUCACGAGUCUCAAAAAUAAGCAAGGGUUAGCUGGGCCCCCAGUUAGGGAUGGCUGUCCUGACUGGGGAGUGCUCUCAGAUCAGCCACCCCAGAUGCUGUGAGACACCUAGAUACACAGUUGUCCUCACAUCACGUGCCCUGGGGUCAAGUCCAGCUGGCUGUGAGAAAGACUUGGCACAGGAGUCCCAUCCAUCUGUGAGGAGGGCACUGGGAUGGGUUUGAAAGCAUGGGCGGCUCACACACAGGCUGGCCUCUCCUUCAGGCCCUGCUUCCUGCAGCCAACAGCACUUGUGGGUAAUGAAGCAUAAGCCUAGCCCUCCUCCAGGUGCGGAGACUGGAAUAAUAAGGAAGUCUGCAAGGAUCAGUGUGGAGAUUCAGGGCACAGGGCUGUUCUGGAACCAAGAACCUGACCUUCAAAGUGCUUGACAGCCACGAAGAGAGGGAAAGGAUUUUUGGAGGCCUGGUAGAUGCCUCAAAGGUACCUCAUAGCAUCCAGCAGCCAACUACAGCACGCUCAACACCUUUCAAGUAAGUCACCGUGAAAGGUGUCUAGAUGGCUGCUGGUUUGGAGGUGCCUGGAGACACCUGAGGGGAUCGUGUUAAACUGCAGUGGGACCUGUAACUGCAGCCUGAAGCACUGCAUGAUUGACGAGCUUCUUGUCUCUUCUGCUGCUGCCUCAGAACACCUUGGGUGGUGAUUAAUAAAACUAUCAAGAGUGCCUGCAUCAGGAUCUUAACACGGAAGCUCCAGUGUCCAUUAGUCAUCGCUGUUGUGAAGGUGAAGCUGAUAUGAAAAACACGGAAGUGGAGUCUGGAGUGUGAGAAAUAGAAAUGGCUCACACUGUAUGAAUACACAGUUACAGUGGGGAUGGCUCGCACUGUGUGAAUACACAGUUACAGUGGGGAUGGCUCACACUGUAUGAAUACACAGUUACAGUGGGGAUGGCUCGCACUGUGUGAAUACACAGUUACAGUGGGGAUGGCUCGCACUGUGUGAAUACACAGUUACAGUGGGGAUGGUUCACACUGUACGAAUACACAGUUAUAGUGGGGAUGGCUCACACUGUGUGUGGAUACACAGUUAGAGUGGGGAUGGCUCACACUGUGUGAAUAUAGUUACCGUGGGGAUGGCUCAGACAUCUGAUGCCAGUCUCUGGUCACCCCACCUAGGCAUGUGCAUUGUACACACACUAUUGUGAUUUUAACAGUAAUUGCUUCACACGAGUGAUUAACUGAGGGCCAGAUGACUGUUUUGGGAGUCUCAGUAGGUAGCUCAGGCUACACAGUGUACCAUCAUACCUGGCAACUGACAGCUUUACAUCACCUGAUAAAAUAUAUCUCAUUUUUAUGUAUAUAGUUCUUUUUGUAUGUGGUGUGGUACUGGGGAUUGAACCUAGGGCCUUACACAUGCUAGGCAAGCACCUUGCCACUGAGCUACACACCCAGCCCUUACAUGUAGGUCUUCUACAACACUUCCUUCAAAGUGCUUGUUAGUUUGGUGUGGAAUCUAGCAUGUUUCAUCAUCAUCCCUGUUUUUUUUUUUUUUUGAUGCUAUUAGAACUAAACUCCUUUGUUUUCUUUCUUUAAAGUCCAUGUAAGUCUGGUAGACCUGCUGAGGUUCAUGUUCACAUGAUGCUGGAUCCAUGUAUUUUAUUGUUUUCAGUGUUUAAACUGGGAGAGCUGCUGGCAGCUUGCGUACACUUGCACAGGCUGUGGCCAAAGAACAAAGAAAUAGUGCCCAAAGCCAUCCCUGGCUGGCCAGCUGGCAGCAGGGCUGAAUUGCUGGGUGGGUCACUUCUGACUCCUGGCACCAGCUGGAAAAGAUGCAAUGCCAUGGGGAAACAAGGAUAUUUAUUCAGACAGAAGUAACUUACACGAGAAGCUGGGAGGCUGGGAAGCUCUCUGAAUCUUGGCCAGCAUCCAGGCGGCCCUCUCCCUCACAUACUGUAGCCUCGCCCCAAGGGGUAUGUCUCUCCCUACAGUUUAAUCUCUGCUUUUCUUGUUUAUUGCAUUGACCAGGAUUGCAAGCACUGCAAUCCUAAGCAGAAGUGUAGAUGGUGAGCUGCCUUUUGAUCUCAGAGGAAAGGUUUUCAAUUUUUCACCUUGUAAAAAGGUGAAUCUUGUAAAAAAGAUUUAAAAAAAAAUCAACCGAGUGCUGUAGUCCUAGAUUUUAAAGUGUUAGGAAACACACAGAAAUUAGAUUUUGGGAGUGAUUUUCAUUUAUCAACUGGAAAGUUAUAAAAUGAAUUCUAUUGUGAUGGUAACUUUCAAUCCAGACUUUUUUUUUGAGACAAGGUUUCACUAUGUAUCCCUGGCUGGCCUUGAGAUCUACCUGCUUCUGCUACCCGAGUGCUGGAAUUAAAGAAGUGUACCACCUCCCAA